UGUUUCCCAUCUUGUGCCUGUUUCCCAGCUUGUUAAAAGCCCAGCGUUGUCCAGCCCAGCACAUUCCCUGUGCUGCUGCACACCCAGCUCCUAGGUAACUGCAGUGUGUGUGAGAGAGAGAGAGAGAGAGAAAGGCUAUUCAGACUGAGAGUCCCGAGGCCCCUUGUCUUCCCCCCACCUUCUCCCUCCCUCACGCAGAGAGAGAGAGAGAGAGAGAGAGAGAGAAAACAGCCUGGCCAGCCGCUGGCUCUCCCCCCACCCUCAGCCCACUGCCCACCAGCAGGGCACCAUGCUCGGCCUGGGAAGGCUGCAGAUGGAGCUGGCCUCUUGCUGCAUUCGCUCAUCCCUGAGGAGUUGCGGGCCUUGAGUGAUCCACGGAGAGAGAGAGAGAGAAAAGGAGAGCGAGAGAGACACACACAGAGACAGAGAGGAGAUGCUGUCUGUGCAUCGAGUCCUGUUUGCACCCAGGAGGGAGGCAGGGCCAGAGACUGGGACAUUACAAUCCUGAAGGCAGUGUCUGCUGGAGAGACAGAAACAGAGGGUGCUGCAUCUGGAAGAAGACUCCUAUCAGCAUUUGGCAGCCACAGAUCUUCCAAGGAGUCAGCGUGGGAUUUCCUUGUUCCCUGUGUCUGUGUGGGUGGAGGAGGAACAGGCAGACAGAAAGAGACAGAGAGAGGGGUUGAGGUUUAUUUUCCAACCCUCCCCUCUCUCCUUUCUCCCCGGCUGCGGUCAUUAUCCUCGCUGGCUUGAAGAUGGGACGUUACCUGCCCCCACCACCUCCUCCUCUUCUUCACCCACCCUCUCGUUGGCCGUGGUCGCGGACACCGGUUCCCUGCUGCCUGGAGGAGACGGUGUGAGCGAAAAAAUAAUAAAGAAGGACAGGCCAGGAUUGUGUGCUGACCUGCAGGAGGAGGGAGAGAGAGAGAGAGAGAGAGAGAGAGAGAGAGUCUGCUUUGAACGCCAAGAGGGCCUACUUCAUUCCUGCCAUUCUCAGGUGGGCACGUCGGGCCUACGAGCCGAAGAAUUUCCAUGAGGAGGCCAGGAAGAUGCAGCUUGUGUCAGCCCUGCUGCUUCUGUUAGUGAUGUUCACCGAGCUGAGUGACCAGCUGUUAUCAACACUGCGCAUGGCUGCUGUCUUGGAUGACCACACGACGUGCGGCAGGGGAGAGCGAUUAGCGCUGGCGCUGGCGAGGGAGAAGAUCAACAGCAUCAUCGAGGUGCCCGCCAAGGCUCGGGUGGAGGUGGAAAUCUUUGAGCUGGGCCAGGACAGUCAGUACGAGGCGACAGAUACCAUGUGUCAGAUUCUGCCCAAGGGUGUGGCAGCCAUUUUGGGGCCUUCGUCAAGUCCAGCAUCUGGAGCCUUCAUUAGUCACAUCUGUGGAGAGAAAGAGAUUCCCCACAUAAAGGUGGGUCCAGAGGAGACCCCAAAGCUGCAGUAUCUCCGAUUUGCCUCAAUUAGCUUGUACCCCAGCAAUGAGGACAUCAGCCUGGCCGUAAGCAGUAUCCUGAAGUUUUCCAGCUGCCCGUCAAGCAGUCUCGUCUGUGCAAAGGCAGAAUGUAAGGAGGGUCUCCUUCGCCUUGAGGAAUUAGUGCGGCAGUUCCUCAUCUCCAAGGACUCAUUGUCAAUACGAAUGCUUGACCAUUCCAAUGACCCCACACCCCUGUUGAAGGAAAUCCGGGACGACAAGAUUUCCACCAUCAUCAUUGAUGCCAAUGCCUCCGUGUCUUACCUCAUCCUGAAAAAGGCUGCUGAACUUGGAAUGACCUCUGCGUACUACAAAUACAUUUUGACGACAAUGGAUUUCCCUGUUUUACAGCUUAGUGAAAUUGUUGAUGACCAAGCAAAUAUCAUUGGCUUCUCCAUGUUGAAUCCCAGGCAUCCGUUUUUCCUGGAGUUUAUCCGUAGCCUUAACAUGUCAUGGAGGGAAAACUGUGAUACGGCUCAUUUCCCUGGAGCUGCGCUUCCCUCUGCUCUGAUGUUCGAUGCUGUCCACGUUGUGGUGAAUGCUGUGCGUGAGCUGAACCGCAGCCAGGAGAUUGGCCUGAGACCACUGGCAUGUACCACCUCCCAGAUCUGGCAGCACGGCACCAGCCUGAUGAACUACCUGCGCACGGUUGAGUACGAAGGGCUGACGGGCCGAGUGGAGUUUAACAGUAAGGGACAGCGGAUGAACUACACUCUGAGGAUCCUGGAGCAGGGAAGGGAUGGUCACAAGCAGAUUGGGAGCUGGCACUCGGCUCGAGGAUUGAUAAUGGACGCCACCUUCCUUGAUAUCAACGUGUCGGAGACACUCAUCAACAAAUCCCUCAUCGUCACCACCAUCCUCGAGAACCCAUACGUGAUGAGGAAGCGUAACUUCCAGCAGCUGGCAGAGAACGAUCAGUACGAGGGGUUCUGUGUCGACAUGCUCAAGGAACUCGGUGACAUCCUCAAGUUCAACUUCAAGAUCAAACUGGUGGAUGAUGGACUGUACGGAGCUCCAGAAGCAAAUGGCUCCUGGACGGGAAUGGUCGGAGAGCUCAUCCAGAGGAAAGCUGAUCUUGCUGUUGCUGCCUUCACCAUCACAGCUGAGAGAGAGAAAGUCAUCGACUUCUCAAAACCGUUCAUGACCCUGGGAAUCAGCAUCUUGUACAGAAUGCACAUGGGUCGCAAGCCUGGCUAUUUCUCUUUCUUGGACCCCUUCUCUCCAGCUGUCUGGCUCUUCAUGUUACUCGGCUAUUUGGCUGUGAGCUGUGUGCUAUUCCUUGCUGCCAGGAUGAGCCCUUAUGAGUGGUAUAACCCCCACCCGUGCCUGAGAGAACGGGUAGACAUCUUGGAGAACCAGUACACACUUGGAAACAGCCUCUGGUUCCCGGUUGGAGGUUUCAUGCAGCAAGGCUCGGAGAUUAUGCCUCGUGCGCUUUCUACACGCUGUGUCAGUGGAGUCUGGUGGGCCUUUACGUUGAUCAUCAUCUCCUCGUACACAGCCAACCUUGCUGCUUUCCUGACUGUGCAGAGGAUGGAAGUCCCAAUUGAAUCUGCCGAUGACCUCGCUGACCAAACCAACAUUGAGUAUGGUACCAUUCAAGGAGGAUCCACAAUGACAUUUUUCCAGAACUCCCGGUACCAGACAUACCAGCGGAUGUGGAACUACAUGCACUCGAAGCAGCCCAGUGUCUUUGUGAAGACCACUGAGGAAGGUAUUGCCCGCGUUUUGAACUCCAAGUACGCCUUCCUGCUGGAGUCCACAAUGAACGAGUACCACAGGAAACGGAACUGUAACCUGACUCAGAUCGGAGGCUUGCUCGAUACCAAGGGUUACGGUAUCGGUAUGCCACUGGGUUCCCCAUUCCGGGACGAGAUUACCCUCGCGAUCCUCCAACUUCAGGAGAAUAACCGGUUGGAAAUACUCAAAAGGAAGUGGUGGGAGGGAGGGAAGUGUCCGAAGGAAGAAGAUCACAGAGCAAAAGGUUUAGGAAUGGAGAACAUUGGUGGGAUAUUUGUCGUCCUGAUCUGUGGUCUGAUCAUUGCAGUCUUUGUAGCUGUCAUGGAGUUUGUUUGGACAACUCGACGUUCAGCAGAAUCAGAGGAGGUAUCGGUCUCCAUGUGCCGCCAGAUGUUUACUGAGCUGCGCCACGCUGUGUCGUGUAAGAAGACCUCCCGUUGGAGAAGGAGACGGAGACCAGCUAGGCCAGGGGGUGUCCCUUUGAGCAAGCAGCUGCGAGCGGCCAGGGAGCUGAGGCUCAGUAAUGGCAGGCUCUACCCGGGGCCUACGGGGAGCCUGGGCCUGGAGCCGAGCCUGGGCCCGGGCCUGGGCCCUGGACCGCAGCGACUCCUCGAUGAACUAGGCCCGGGCCCAGGCAGGAGCUGCAGCCACAUCCGUAUCUGCCAGGAGUGCCGGAGGAUCCAGGGCCUGAGGACGACACGCCUGCCCCCGAGCCGAGGGCCUGUACAGGCUGAGGAGCAGCCUCCUAUAUCGGGCCCACAGCCUGAGUCCAGCAGUCAGGACUGAGAGGGAGCCCGGGCCCGGAACCGGAGACUGGGAGCUGAGGUGGAGGGGUGGGGGAGUGGCCCGGGCACCACAGUUUGGGAUCAGGGCCUAGAGACCACCCUCUAAGGUCAGGGCCUGGGAUCAGGGUCCGGGAUCAGGACUUCAGCCUUCUCCUGCCUGCCCGCCCAGGGAUAAGCCUCUCCCUCUGUCUGUGCCUCUCUAUCUCCCCCCUUCCAUUUCCCUCGCCCUACCCCCAGAACAUUCGCCCUUCAACCCAGUCCUUGCCCUCUCUUUCACAACCCAUACUGUGCUCCCUACCAUCACAACAAGGCCCCCUCCCCCUCACAACAUGCCCCCCUCCCUCCCUCAGACUGUAGCCCCUCUCCCUUCUACCUAGAACAUGUCCCCUCCACACACACUAUCACCUUUUCAACCCGCUGUGACCACCCCACUCUGCCCCACCCCAAUCCCAGCAGACACCUGCUUUCCAGGAUACCCCCCUCUCCCCUUCCAGGAACCGACGCGAUCCCUCCUGGGGUCGGUCCCUUUCCCCUGGCCCAGCCCCCAGCAUCAGAUGUCCCUCCCGCAGGAAGUUGGCGGGGCUGGGGGUUCAGGAAUAGAGUCAGGAGCCGGAGAAUAGUCGGAGAGAUGGACUAGAAAACAGAAAGCGCAUGGUGUGGGGCGUGUGGGGGGUGGUGGUAGGAGACAGAGCUAAGGAAGCAGAACAAGAUGGACCAAUACAGAGAGACACAGAGAGAUAGACAGGGUGUGUGAGAGAGAGGGAGGAGAGAAAUCGGUGGAAGAACUCCCUUUGAUGGGAUGGUCAGAGUGGUUAGCACCGAGGGACAGUGUUGGACCAGGGACCACGACUGCCCUCACUGAACUCAGGGUAAUUAACUGCCUUGUUAAGGGGUUCACAAAAGGAUAGGAACAUAUGAAGACACUCAACACGUGCUCUGCACUUUUAACAGCAAAAGAAACAAUGGACUAAGUGUUUGCACCAAACUGGACCUUAUCUGGAGAAUCCUCUGCAGAUGUGAACUUUUCUUUCUGUUACUUUUUUUUUCUUCCUUUUACUUUGCUAAUUUCUAUGUAUAGUUACCAAAAACAAAAGGCAGACACACGGAAUAGCAAACUCAGCAAAUGGUGAGGACCCAUCGGCUAAUUUGAGUAAAUAAAAGACACU
Molecule: messenger RNA, 5157 nt
Organism: Stegostoma tigrinum
Lineage: Eukaryota; Metazoa; Chordata; Chondrichthyes; Orectolobiformes; Stegostomatidae
Gene: grik5
Product: glutamate receptor, ionotropic, kainate 5
Exons: 20
Coding region: 1047-3992 (981 amino acids)
Biological process (GO): monoatomic ion transport; synaptic transmission, glutamatergic; modulation of chemical synaptic transmission
Cellular component (GO): plasma membrane; postsynaptic membrane; presynaptic membrane
Molecular function (GO): transmitter-gated monoatomic ion channel activity involved in regulation of postsynaptic membrane potential; kainate selective glutamate receptor activity
Source: RefSeq, a predicted model, not a curated record